Messenger RNA from Ilex paraguariensis (yerba mate), 2199 nucleotides. Lineage: Eukaryota; Viridiplantae; Streptophyta; Magnoliopsida; Aquifoliales; Aquifoliaceae. The record is from the annotation of a GenBank genome assembly.
AUUUGGGAGAACAAAACAAAAUAACUUUAUAUGAAAUUCAUAUCGUAAUGUGAAUAAUUAUGACAAUAUGAUACUAAUAACAUAGUUGAUAGUUAGAAGUAUAAUUUCAAUGACAGUUUAAGUAGUAAUAAGAAUGAGUUGUAAACUCAAACACCUUGAAUUUAAAUCUUGACAAUUUUUUGGAAUCAGACUAAGAAAUAUUUAUCCAUCAGUCCCGAUGUAAAUGAUUUUUCUUUGACCAGGCUUAGGAAGGAACUAGACGAGGUGCACGCAAACUCGUCCGAAUAUCUCUGACCGUAGAAUUAAAAAAAAAAAUACUUGAAGGAUAAUAUAAAUAUAACAGUUACUAAAAUAAUAUGAAAAUAGGGAAAAAAUGAGGAAACAGAAACGUAAUUCGCCUGAAAAGAGAAACUUCUGAGAAGCAUUAAAGACGACUAUCGUUUACUUUGACGUUCAAGAAAUGUAUUCCGUGGAUACCCCCAUAGCCAUAGCCAUAGCCAUAGCCAUGGCUAUUAGAACAUGAAUCUCAGAAACUCCGGUUAUACUCCACAAUGUUCAUCAAUACGGCGUCGUUUCGAGUCCUCCUUCUUUGUCUCCUGUCCGCCAUAGCUCUCUCAAAGUCCAUCAUCAAGACUCUACCGGGCUUUCCCAGAAAUCUACCCUUCAAACUUGAAACUGGUUACAUUGGUGUAGGAGAGAGAGAUGAAGUGCAGUUGUUCUACUUUUUCAUUGAAUCAGAAAGAAAUCCGAAAGAUGAUCCUUUCAUACUUUGGCUUCCCGGGGGUCCUGGUUGUUCUGCUCUUCGUGCCUUCUUCUAUGAGAACGGCCCUUUUACAUUUAACUAUGCAGAUUCCUAUUUAAACAAGCCAACAUUGGUGUUGAACCCAUACUCUUGGACAAAGGUUGCAAACAUAAUAUUCAUUGAUCAACCUGCUGGCUGUGGAUUCUCCUAUGCAAAAACUCCGGAAGCUUACAACACCAGUGAUACUAUAUCAGCAACACUGACUUAUGAUUUUCUCAGAAAGUGGCUUAUGGAUCACCCCAAGUUUCUCGACAAUCCACUAUACAUUUGUGGCGUUUCCUAUAUGGGCAUGGUUGUUCCAAUCAUUGUUCAGGAUAUAUAUGAUGGUAAUGAAGCUGGAAAUGAGCCACCAAUGAAUAUUCAAGGAUACAUGCUUGUCAACCCUCUAACAGAUAAAAAUAGUGACGUUAAUUCCAGAAUUAAAUAUGCUAAUCGUAUGGCACUUUUAUCAGAUGAACUAUAUGAGUCAACCAAAGCAAAUUGCCGUGACAAUUACAUACAAGUAGAUCCUGAUGACAGAUUAUGCACAAGUGAUCUACGAGUAGUAGACAAGUGCCUCGAGAACAUUUAUUUUCAACAAAUUUUAGAACCCUUCUGUGGUACAACAGUCGCAGAACCAAACUUGCUGAUACGGGGCAGAAGCUCUCUUGAAGAGAAUCCCAUAGACCUACCUCGAGAACCAUGGUGUCGAGAACAUAACUAUUAUUAUGCUGAUGUUUGGGCUAAUGAUAUAGCUGUUCAGAAUGCUCUUCACAUCCUCGAGGGAACAAAAACAGAGUGGGUGCGAUGCAAUAAGACUUUUGAAUACUCGUUUGGCAGAAGUGCAGCCAUAUCUUACACAUUUAAUGCCCCCAGCACUGUUGGAUACCAUCGAAGUCUAACAUACAAAAAUUGUCGAGCUUUAAUAACCAGCGGUGAUCAUGACAUGGUGGUUCCACAUCUGGGAACAGAGAAAUGGAUAAAUUCUUUGAACUUAACAGUUGAAAGUGGUUGGAAACCAUGGUUUGUUGAAGGUCAAGUAGCAGGAUAUACAGUGUCUUAUACACACAAUAACUACUCAUUGACAUAUACUACAGUCAAGGGAGCGGGUCACACAGGUCCAGAGUACAAACCGAAAGAAUAUUUAGCUAUGAUUGAUCGGUGGUUUGCUUAUUCCCCUCUUUAAUCCACAGUUACAGCUCUAAAUUAAUUCAAUCGUCCUGCCUCGUUCAUUAUUUCAAAUUAGAUAUAGGUGACCUACUCAUAUAUAUCUGAUUUUUUUCAAUUUGACGGUCAAAGUCUCGGACAAUUGAUUACCUUUUAAUUAUUUUGUUACGAGGCUUUUGGGAGUUUCCUAAACUUUAUGUCUUCCGUGGCUUUCGAGAAAUAAUGUCACCUUCUCAUUUUUUCAAGUCUAU